Messenger RNA from Aegilops tauschii subsp. strangulata, 509 nucleotides. Lineage: Eukaryota; Viridiplantae; Streptophyta; Magnoliopsida; Poales; Poaceae. The record is from RefSeq and is a predicted model, not a curated record.
UUUGCACAUGUGAUGAUACAUAUUAAUUGUUGUAGGAAAUGGCGGACGAUGAGUUAACUGAUAUGAUGUAUGACAUGGAGUUUGGAGAACUGAUGAAAGACUGGAUAGAAGAUUGGUCAGAUGAUGAAAAUUCAGAUCGUGGAGAUAGGUCAGAGAAUGGGAACGUAUUGGAAGAUCUUAAUAUGGAUGAACAUGAUGAUGGUCAGGAAAACAAUGAGCAUGAUGAUGGUGAGGAAAACAACUCGGAGAUCUCGAAUGAAGAUUACAUUAGUCAGCUCAUUUCCGAAUGUCAUAAUGCGUACGACUAUUACGAUGAAUCCGACGCGGAGACAGGCCUUGAUGUCGAAUCAUUAGCUGCAUCUGAUUCUGGGGAGUCGCAAUCGUCGGUCAUCAUGAGUGAGGAAGAAGUGAAAUGUAACUAUCUGGAAUGGGUAGACCCGGAGUGGUCAGUGGCUACAAAGUUCUGCCUGAGAGAACUGUGGAGCAUGUAUGACGAGAAGCUGAGAUAG